CUUAAAGCCUCGGAAGUGUCAUUUUUGGACUUGAGUGAAAACUUGGGCAUAUCGGUGUGGCGGCGGCUUCGAGCUGAUUCAUAACUCUCAGGAAGAAAUGGCCACCAGAAAGCACUAAAACAGCAGGCCGGGAGGAUGUCUGUGGAGGUGGACGUGUUGCUGCAGGAGGCAAAGGAAAGCAUCGAGGCGGCGCAGAACUACCGCAGCGAACUCCAGCAGCGCCUGCAUGGCCUCAACCAGGCCCGUAAACAGAUUCGAGGCAGCUCGGGUCAGGCCCGCGAGACCCUCCGGAAGCACUUCGCCGAGCUGCAGGCGGCGGCUACUCGACUGCUGGCGGAGCGGCUGGCUAACCUCCUGACCGAGGUCGACACCAUCGAGGCCGACAGCAUCAAGCCGCUGGACGACUGUCAGAGCCUGAUCGAGCACGGCGUGGGCCAGGCCGACGAGCUGCUGAGAGAGGGAGAAGCAGCUCUGCGAUGUGGCCUCGGAGAAAAGGAGGACAAGCUGGGCAGCUUCACGAAGAAGGCCAUGCACAUCCAGCUGGACAGCCUGCCAGAGGUUCCAGCGUUGGUGGACGUGCCGUGUGUCUCAGCCCAGUUUGACGACUCCCUGCUGAGCCUGCUGAGGGACCGGGUGGCUCGCCACGGCGCCGUCUCCUCCCACCCGCCCGUCCAGAUAGAGGAGCUGCAGGAGAGACCAGGCAGCAUCCUGGUUCGCUGGUGUAAGGUGGACGAGGACUUCGCGGCUGCAGAUUAUCGGCUGCAGUACCGGCGCUCCGGCAGCGGGGGGAGCCAGUAUGAGGACGCCUACAUCGGGCGGGAAUCGGAGUUCCUGGUUCUCCACUUGGACCCUCACACGGAUUAUUUGUUCAGGGUCUGCGCCCGCGGGGAGGGUCGCACCGAGUGGAGCCCCUGGAGCAUCCCGCAGACGGGCUACACCACGCUGGCACCGCACGAGUGGCGUUCAGGGACCGAGGGCUACAUCCUGAGCAGCAGGAAGAACAUCGCUCUGCGCAAUGACUCCUCCCAAUCGCGCUGCCAUGUCCUCUACUCCAAAGCGCCCACCUACUUCUGCGGCCAAACGCUCACGUUCAAGAUCUCUGCAGCAGGUCAGAUGGAUCGGAGGGACAGUCUGGGCGUGUGCAUAGACAGCGAGAGUGAGGAGGAGUCACUACAGCGGGACCAGGCUGUCUGCAUUUCCACCAACGGUGCCGUUUUCGUCAACGGGAAAGAGAUGACCAACCAGCUGCCCGCCGUCACCGUUGGCUCCGCCGUGACCUUUGACAUGGAGGUGGUGAGCCUGUUCCCCAUCAGCAACAACAACACGAGCGAGGGCGGCAACUUCAAGCUGAGGGUGACGAUCGGCUCGGGGAACCGCGAGGUGGUGUUCGAUUGGCUGGUGGACCAGCCGGUGGACUGCCUCUUCUUCGGCUGCUCCUUCGCCCACUCCGGCUGGAAGGUGCUCGUGUUUUAAGACGCCGGCUCCUCCAAAGUCCCAGUCCAAACAUUUCUGCUCCUCUUUUUUUCACCUCACACACACAAAAAAAAGCCGCUCGCACGUCUGUUGGGUUGAAGCUCAAACUGCAGCUCCUGUCUUCGGCUCGCUUCUGCAGUGACGGUUUCUGCUGUUUGUAAUCGAGUCCGUGGACAGAGUUUCAGUCUGAGGACUAACUGUCCACUCUCCUGCAGUCCUCUCACUUUCUGAGUAACACUGAUUGAGCUCAGCCGUCUUCCAUCUGCACAUUUACCCAGUGAGGUCUCAUCUUCACACCAAAUGGAGGGUGAACCACUUUGCAGCCACUCAGAAGCCCACAGCAUUCACCCUGAUAUCACGUUACAUGGUUUACCCUUCACUUUUAGAAACCUCGAGUGGCAGCCACGACCCUCUGCAAAGCCUUUGUUUGAUGUGGACGCACUAUUAAGUCAUCAGAGAUAAUGAGAAGUAGCUCGAGCCCCUAACCCUGAGGUUUGGACAUGAUUAAAAGGACUGUGUCGUUUUUGGCGUUUGACUUCUGAGAAAAUCGCAUAAUUUCAUAGCACAGGGUUACUAUGGUUACUACAGGUUAGGGUUACUUGGACUUCACGGGUUAUAGAGGAGGAUAAAACCAAAACCAGUAAAAGUGCUGAGGAAUCAGAUUGUAUCCAUAAACCUCCACGUGGCGUUUGGGAACAGCAACCACACGUUGGCAUCGAAUAAAAAUGGCUCGUUCAGAAUUCUCUGACCAAUCUGAUCCUUCAGAGCUGCAGCACAGAAACAUCUGAGCUGAAGCUCCAUUUCAGGACCUUUACAUGUUAGCCUGCGGUUAGAGUCCUGCAUGAAAUCAGACGAAUACAGUGGCUAAAAGUGAUGAUUAUCAGGGCCAAGACCUGCAGUUCCUCCAACGUCCACUAGAUGUCUCCAAAAGUCCCCAUAGACUCCCAUGUUAAAAAUGUGCAACUUUAAAGCGGAAAUAAACAUGUGUACAGCCUGAUACAGAAGCUGUUUUGGUCUCAGUGCACAAUUUUUCCUUCAUAACAUAUUUUUUAACUCAUUUAGAUUUUGUUGAGGCUUAAAAGCUGACAGACAGCAGGCUGUGAACACGUCUAUUUCUGCUGUACAGGUGGACAUUUUUAACAUGGGAGUCUAUGGGGACUUCUGACUUGAUCUUGACUCUAACCUCGGUCGCCUGUGUGACCGGGAUCAACAUGUAGAAAUCCAAAAUGUGACGCUGAGGCUUUAAAAUGAAAUCUGAAUCAUGCGUCCCAAUUUCACAGCUGAUGACUGAUUUCUGGCUGACAGGUGGCGCUCUGAGCGUUUCAUUCUGUUUUUGCUUUUUUAUUUUUUUUAGUUACAUGGUUACUUUUGAGCUUGCUGACAGUAUUUAAAGCAGGAGGAGGGCGUCAAACGGCAAAUGAUCCGUUAUCAUUUCUUUCAGCAGCCAUUUUAACAAAACAGUCAACUAAACGGAGUAAAGUCUGUGGUAAUGUACAGGAAGUUUCCCCAUGGUUUUUCCUGCCCUGCCAAUUUUUUUUUCAUGCUCAUGUUUGCACUCUGGUGGAGCAGAGGACCUGAUGUGGUUUAAAAUGUCUUCAGAUGUCUUAACAUUGCGAGUUUUCCUGCGUAGCUUUUUGUUUUUACAUACGUGUUCUGCACACACCCUGUCAUAGGAUUUAUCUGCUGCAACUGCUCACUUGUCUUGCUUUUAUUACUCGUCUGGACACAUUUCAGCCGCCUGGCGUAAUCUGUUAUCAGCUGAUACAAAGACAGGCCAGGACAGCUUGUUGUUCACAGAUGUUCUCCUGUUUUCCUGCAGAACUGAGCACAGUGUUACGUGUUUUUAGAGAACUGUGGGACUCUGGAUUUGGUCCAGUUGAUGGUACAAAAGUCCUGAAACCAGCAACCUCAAAAAACCCUCCUUUUAUUUUAUUUUUUGUCUGAAGGUGGAGGAAACAAACCUGUUUGUGUCAAAGUCACAUCAGUGACACCUGCUGGUCAAACCUUUGUAUUGCAUGUGUGUUCACUGCUGGGCUCUUCACAUUGUGUUCAAUAAAGGUCAUCAUGUGAUUCUCAGUUUUGAAAA
Molecule: messenger RNA, 3559 nt
Organism: Neolamprologus brichardi
Lineage: Eukaryota; Metazoa; Chordata; Actinopteri; Cichliformes; Cichlidae
Gene: crlf3
Product: cytokine receptor-like factor 3
Molecular function (GO): protein binding
Source: RefSeq, a predicted model, not a curated record